Messenger RNA from Dichomitus squalens LYAD-421 SS1, 549 nucleotides. RefSeq lists its product as uncharacterized. The coding region runs from base 1 to 549 and encodes 182 amino acids. The record is from RefSeq and is a predicted model, not a curated record. NCBI's taxonomy places the organism in Eukaryota, Fungi, Basidiomycota, Agaricomycetes, Polyporales, Polyporaceae. The transcript has 3 exons.
AUGGCCUUCCAAGUAGUUACUCAAGGUCAGGGAGGGGCACGCCCGUCCCCGGAGGAAGCUCGACCACGUCCCAUCCGCAAUAUCCUCCUCAUUCUUCCAACUAUCUUCCACAGAGCUAUUCUGCCCUACGAGGAGUAUAUGCGCCAUUCCCACCUCCGGGACCCGCCGCCGAAGGCGGCAGCUCCGGACGGCUUUCGUCCACCCCCUUUGACCACAGUACCCAAGCCCUCACCGUUGACGGUAAGCCACGCGAGCGAGUAUUUAUUGCAUGCGGCUAUUGUCGUCGCCGCAAGUUCAAAUGUGACGGUGCUCGUCCUUGCACAACCUGCCAGCGCCACGGAGAGGAAUGCGUAUACGAUUCAUUGCCGACGCGACGGGGACCGGACAAAGAGCCACGCAUCCGCUCUCCUGCUGGUGUGCAGAGGCCUCGUCGGACCGGGUCUCGCAAGGAUGGGCGCGAUGAUCCCGACUACGAGCACGAUGGCACAGGUGCUCGGCCUUCGGGACAAACCUGAUAGGAUCGACAUCCGGACUGUCCAAUGGCGGUAA